Messenger RNA from Acanthosepion pharaonis, 657 nucleotides. The record is from the annotation of a GenBank genome assembly. NCBI's taxonomy places the organism in Eukaryota, Metazoa, Mollusca, Cephalopoda, Sepiida, Sepiidae.
AUGAACUCUCACUCCCCCUCUCUCUCCCCUUUCUUUCCCUCUAUCUCUUGUCUCUCCUCUCCUCUUCUCUCCUUCCCUCUCCUUUUAGCUCCUUCUCUCCCUUUCUUCUUCUUUUUCCCUCUCUACCCUCUCUCCCUCUCUACCCUCUCUUCCUCUCCCUCUACCUGCCCCACACUCUCUUCCCAAUCUCUCUCGCCUGUUUCUCCUCUCCUUCACCUUCUUACCUUCUCUCUCUUAGCCUUCUCUUCUUCUUCUUCUCUCUCUCCUUCUCCUUUUUCUCUCUCCCUCUCUCUCUUCCUCUAUCUGUCCCCACACUCUCUUCCCAAUCUCUCUCCUCUCCUUCACCUUUUCAACUUCUCUCUCUUAGCCUUCUCUUCUUCUCUCUCUCGUUCCCCUUCUCUCCGCCUCUCUCUCUCCCUCUCUUUCUCCCUCCCUCUCUCUCGCUUUUGCCUCCCUCUCCUCCUCUCCCAUCUCUCUCCUUUUCUCUCUCCCCCACUCUCUCUCUCCCUUCUCUCUCUCUCUCUUUCCCUGUCUCGCUGUCUCUCCCCCUCUCUCCCCCACUUCCCGUGUUUCCCAGUCCUGGAUGGUUAUGGUCCCUCCUCACAUGCCAGCAAUUUACACAUUAUUAGUUACUCGCCUUUGUUACACAUUUCCUAG